This is a messenger RNA of Ilex paraguariensis (yerba mate), 306 nucleotides long. The record is from the annotation of a GenBank genome assembly. NCBI's taxonomy places the organism in Eukaryota, Viridiplantae, Streptophyta, Magnoliopsida, Aquifoliales, Aquifoliaceae.
AUGACAAAUAAUUUAGCUGGAGCCACAAUCCCAACUGCAGCUGAAUCGGAUAGGGGUCCAAUGAGUGAGAGAACUGAUAUGGCCAAGAAGCCCAAGAAAGGAGAAGCUGGGGAUGAGGAUGUGGACAUAGACGACGAUAUGCCCGCAACCAGCUUCCCACCAGUGGAGAUUGAGAAGGAUGAAGGUGUUUAUGAACAAAAUCAUGAUCAUGGUCGUGCCACUAGUAGUUCUAGCAGUUCCAGUAGCUCAGGCAGUGACUCAUCCUCUUCCAGUGGUAUUGAAUCUUGUGUUACUACAUUUUACUAA